GAAUGUUCAAAACAACUCGUCUGCUAGACUUUUUAACCUCCAUGAUUAUACGUUUUCUAGGCGUUUUACCUUGUUUACACACAUUUGCCGACAGACAUUGGUGAAAACAAUCGAAUAUCGUUUGAAAGACAUUUCUAUGUCGACAAUCAUAAGCCGAGUAGAGAAAAUCUCUUACAACAGAAUGUCUGACGUCGUUAAUACUUAUACUUCCAAUAAUUCAUGGGACGUUUCAAUUGAAUGCAAGUAUUAGAUGAGUAACAAGAAUGACAAAAAUAUUGCAGUUCAAUGUUUAUUAGAGAAUAGAACGCGCCUAUACUAGAAACACUAAAAAAUGGAACAUUUUGCUAUCCAUUACCGAUACAUGUACGUGAACGAAAAUGGGGAGCCAGAUGAGGUGCUGAACUAUGACAUCUUUUGCGACGCACUUUUCAAGAAGAGACUGGAGAUUGCAGAGUCCAUUGUCAGAAAUGAUUUCAAAAAGAUGUUGAAACGAAAGCCAUUCAAUACCCUGCUACACUUGGCUGUCGAGCAAGAAGACAUCAGCGCUAUAGAGUAUCUCCUCAGUAACAGGGCUUCCAUCAAAUUCAAAAAUACUCUUGGGGAAACACCUCUGCAUCUAGCGGUCAGAAAGAACAAUGCAGAAAUACUGGACAUCAUCUGCUCCCACAUAACUUAUGGUCACAAGGAGAAAACUAACAUCAACCCCACGGACAGCCAGGGCUUAUCGCACAUGCACAUAGCUUGCAUAAGCAACAACUCGCUGAACGAUCUGCAUGUUCAGCACUUUCUAGAGCAGGGGGUGCCGGCCAAUAUUCCAGUCAACUUCAAUUCACCUCAGUGGCCAGGCUACACACCCCUGCACUUCGCAGUGGAACAUGGCAACAUGCGAGUUGCCAAGCUCCUACUGCAGAGCGGUGCAGACGUGAGCCUGAAGAACGGCGACGGCGCCACAGCUUUGCACAUAGCUUUCCUAAAAAGCAGCAUAUGCAUGGUUGACCUGCUCCUCGAGGCGCAUCAGUCUCUGGAGCCUGGCAGCGUCAAUCCCAGCAACCAGACCGGCCUGUCUCACUUCCACAUCGCGUGCUCUCAGAAGAACGCGAGCAUCGUCCAGGGCUUCAUCGAGCGCGGUGCCGAUGUCAACGCCCACGUGAACUUCGACACCUGGGACUACUGCGGCUUUACCCCGCUCCACAUGGCUGUCCACUUUCGGUCUAGCGACACUAUCGGCCUGUUGAUCAAGUACGGCGCCAACAUCGCGGCAAAGGAGGCCAGAGGCUCGACUCCGUUGCACCUGGCUUUCGAGAAUGGCUACAAGAAGAUCGUCAACCUGAUACUGAGCAGCGCGGCGCAACAGAACAACCCGAAGAACCCGGUGAACCAGUGGAGCCUGUCUCACUUCCACAUCGCCUGCGUGCACAACAACCUGGACAUGAUGAAGAACUUCCUGGAGAGCGGCGUGGCGGUCGACGAGGCCGUUCACGUCGAGGCACACAGCUUCCCCGGCUACACGGCUCUGCACUUCGCCGCCGAGUUCGAGAGGGUCGAGGCGGCCGAGCUGCUGCUCAAGUGGAACGCCAGGGUCGACAUCAAGGACUGCGACGGUCUGACGCCCCUUCACGUGGCCUGCCAGCAGAACUUCAGCAAGAUUAGCCAUCUCAUCCAGCAGAACGUCGACGUGGACAGCCGAAUGCACCGCUACGAGCUCGAGUCCAAGGUGUCCGAGUUCAGCAAGUGGUUCAACGGCAGAACGGAGUACCGGAGCAUGAUCGAGCUGCUCUUGAGGUACAAUAGCGACGUCAACUGCAGGGACUACUUCGACAGAACGCCGAUCUACCACGCCUGCGAGAUCAGUCCCAAGAUCCUCGAGCAGUUCGCGGUGAAGGUCACCGCCUCGCUGGUCAACAAGUUCGAGAGCACGCGCUUCGAGAUCGUCAAGCUCCUGGUGGACAGCGGCGCGGACAUCUUCGCGCGCAACGAGUGCACCGGCAAGACCGUCCUCUACCACCUGGUCGAGCUGGACGAGUGUCUCUUCUUCAUCGACAGGUCCAAGGUGAAGAUAGCCGAGCUUUUGCUGAAGAAGGGCGUCGAGGCCAGCGUCAGGAUCAAGAACGGCAUGACUCCCCUGCAUCUGGCCGUGACCAAGGGUCUGCCCAAAGUAGUGAAGCUCCUGCUGACGAACAACGCCGACGUCAACACCGCCGAGCACAUCAACCUGGAGACGCCGUUGCACAAGGCCUGCGAGAACCUUCACGCGGACAUCGCGCAGAUGCUCCUGGACAACGGGGCCGACGUGACCGCGAGGAAGAAGAACGGCCAGACGGCCCUGCACGAGGUCGUCUCCAGCACGGAUUUCGAUUUCACGGACGCCAACGCCAAGGCGACGAGCGACCUGGUGGUUCGGCUCCUCGAUGCCGGUUGCGACGUUAACGUCCAGGACUACGAGGGCAAGACUCCGCUGCACGUGGCCUGUUCCACCCUGAACUUCGUCGGCGCGCAGGUUCUUCUGCACAACGGCGCCGACAUCAACCUCGAGGAUGACUCGGGCAAGGCGCCCCUUUCCUACUGUCUCUUCCACUGCCGCGGCAACUUCCACCGGAUCUACUACAUCUUCUACGAGCACAUCACCAAGAUCAAGUACAUCGGCUACCACGUGAGCAAGAAGAACAAGGCCUACUUCUCGCGGAUCGGCAAGAUGCACAACUACUUCAGCGUCGAGAGCGCGAGGUAUCUCAGCGGCGAGUACAUCAAGGAGUUCCACAAGAUGAGCAGCAAAAAGAUCGGAACCAGCUCGCUCAACGAGAUGCUCCAGAAGGACGCGAACCAGCUCGCUGUCUACGCCAAGAAUAAGACCUUCAGGAAGAUCGUCACUGCCAAGAAGUUUUCCGAGAUGUUUCCCUUCUUCGGCUACCUGCUGAAGCUUCAGUACAAGAAAGGCUGCGCCAGACUGAAGGCUAUGAAAUCGGCGAAGCUGGCGCUGGAGUACCUGAUCAGACGCGAGUUACCCGACGCGUGCGCCGAGUUGAUAUUCAAGGAUCUGGACAACGAAAACCUGAAGCAUCUCGUGGUGGCUAGCGAAACCGCCAUCGAGAUUCAUAAUAGUCAAUGAAAACGUGAUAUUAACAUUUGUAGUUUGAAAGCCUAACUUAUAGCAACGACUAAACGCAUCAGCUUUAUUAAUUGUCAUAAGCAGGAGGGUGUAUAAAGGUAGGCUAGCUUUUGUACACAGGUUGUAUCAAAGCUUCGUAUAUGAUUUAGUAUUCUUUUUAUUUUUAUUUUUACUUUCCACGACAUGCAAUGUCUGCUACGUUUGUAUUUCAGUUUCUUUAUAAAUUAAACAACCGAUUUUUGAGAUAUGUA
Molecule: messenger RNA, 3357 nt
Organism: Nasonia vitripennis (jewel wasp)
Lineage: Eukaryota; Metazoa; Arthropoda; Insecta; Hymenoptera; Pteromalidae
Product: serine/threonine-protein phosphatase 6 regulatory ankyrin repeat subunit A
Exons: 4
Coding region: 332-3106 (924 amino acids)
Molecular function (GO): protein binding
Source: RefSeq, a predicted model, not a curated record